Trichomonas vaginalis G3 is the source of this 837-nucleotide messenger RNA. Its product is annotated as spore coat polysaccharide biosynthesis protein SpsA, Chain A domain-containing protein. Gene Ontology annotation, molecular function: glycosyltransferase activity. Gene Ontology annotation, cellular component: membrane. The record is from RefSeq and is a predicted model, not a curated record. The transcript has a single exon. Bases 1 to 837 code for a protein of 278 amino acids. NCBI's taxonomy places the organism in Eukaryota, Parabasalia, Trichomonadida, Trichomonadidae.
AUGCUGGCAAAGCUUUUAAGUUUUAUUACUAAUGCUUCACCAGCCAAAGAAUAUAGGAAUAUUGAACUAUUUGACAUUAACAGCUUCAAAGAAAACAAGAUUCCAUCAGAAAAUAAUAAAUAUUCAAUUUUUUUUAAUAUCAAAUCCGAAAAUCAAACAAAUAUUAUUGAUUUCGUGAACCAAUUAUCAAAUGCAAACCUUGGGUUAUGCUCUCAUAUCUAUAUUUUCCGAAAAAAGGAAAUUAAUUUUCUGAAAUUUACCAAUAUCAAAACAAGCAUUACAGAAGUUGAUUCAUCAAGAAGAACUAUUGAUAAUUACUUCUAUUUCCCACCAUUAAUCCAGUCAGAUCAUAUUAUUUUCAUAGAUGAUACAUUUCCUCUUACAACACAGAACUUUUUCAAUAAAUUAGAAAAGAUAAUGUAUAACAUCAUUGAUCGGCCAGGAGUUUCCAAAAUUUAUGGACCUUUUGCCAGUUCUAUUUCGAAAUCAAAGGAAAGUAGUGAUAUUCAGAACGGCUACAAUAUGAUACAUACAAACUUUGCUAUCAUUAAUUACCAAUACAUGAACUUAUAUAACAUUCUUGUCAAAUUAUUACCAAAACAAUUAAAAGAAGAUCUUGGCAUUGAAUGCGCUGAUGUGCUUCUCAAUUUCUUUGCAUAUAGACUCAAUAAAAGUCCAUUAACAAGGAUAAAAAUGGAAGAAAAUACUCAAAAUGUGAUGACUCGUUUCUUGAUUAAUUCAACGGCUCAGAAUAAGUGCGUUAAGUUGAUUAACGAAUACAAGCCAGACUUCAGUUGGGAAUCUUACUCUUUCAGUGAAGAAAUACCAUUGAUUUAA